Molecule: messenger RNA, 5831 nt
Organism: Cryptotermes secundus
Lineage: Eukaryota; Metazoa; Arthropoda; Insecta; Blattodea; Kalotermitidae
Gene: INPP5E
Product: inositol polyphosphate 5-phosphatase E
Exons: 7
Coding region: 310-2502 (730 amino acids)
Biological process (GO): phosphatidylinositol dephosphorylation
Molecular function (GO): phosphatase activity
Source: RefSeq, a predicted model, not a curated record
CUGCACAACACUGCUUGCAGCAAGAACAUGGCGCCGUUCUGGAAAGUAUUUCGGGAUGAAAACUGUCAAAAAUGUAAUGGUGGAAUUUCAUUCUUUUCCGCAUACAUCGUAUAUUAGUCCUAGAACGUAUAUUACUUAUACGUGCAUAUUAUAGAAAUGUUUGAGAAAAUUCACGGAACUCUUCAUGAUAAUGUAGUAUUUAUAAAUAAAUUUAUAGGUUACUACAAAUUUCUUUUAAGGUAAUGUGAUAGUCUUGGUACAGCAAUUUGAAAUGUUUCUUGUCAUUGGAUUCACAAUUAGUAUCUGAAGAUGGAAAUGUCUGAUGAUGAUGCAACAGAUGUACAGGAUCAGUGUUCAAAGCUAAAACCAAAGAAAAAAUCUUUAUGUAGGUUAUUAAUGCAAAAGAAAACAAAGGUUGGUUGCCUUUCUGCUGAAUCAGAAGAAAUAAGCUUGCAAGAGGACGUUCAGAAUAACAGUCCUUUAAAUCAGAAGGACGCAAAAAACGAUGUUGGCAACACUGUGGAAUCGGUCAUAUCACCAGUGAAGAAAACAAGCAGUAUAGCUAAAUUAGGAGAAAGUCAAAAUAAAGAUGUUACAAAGGAAGUACAAGAGACACAUCACUUGGGAUCCCCAAGAGAUUUCAGCAACAGUACUAAGCUCUCCCUCUGUUGUGCCAUGACUGAAAGUUCUAGAUCACUGGAUCAUCAACAUAGUUCUGAUUACCAUCGCAGUAAUAGUACAGAAAGAAGUGAUCAGAAUCAUCAGAGUGUAACUGUACCUGCAAGUUCAGAUAUACAAGAUGUGUACAAAGUGAUGCAGAGUGUCAAUAAAGCCUCAUCUAUUGAUGAGACGCAUCUGUCUUCUGCUCAUUCAAGGGAAGCAGGUAGUGACUCACAUCUUCAGGAAAAUAUUUCUCAAAGUGUUCCUGUUUCAAGACAGCCUUCACUGAGAAUUUCUCAGUCCCCUUCACCAAGUGAAGUAUCUUCCUGUGAUUCAUCUCCGAUGCAGAUGUCAUCACAGGCUCAACUUCGAAGACGUUUGCUAUCACAACGCCGCUCAGCUGACAACCUCCUUAUGUCUUCUACUUCUUGCCGUUCUCCUUCUCUUCGUCAUUCAUCUCCUGAAUCUAGUCAAAGCACUCCUGAUCCCAUUCGAGGUUACAAGACAAGGUCAUCAUCUCAUGAUACCAUGUUGCCUCCAUACUGGGAUGGGAAGGAUAAAAGGGUGUCUAUACCUUCUAGAGGCAGUCAUGGGAACCUUGCCCCUGAGAAUGGUGCAAUUCAUGGCAUUGUUGCAUCCAUGGAUAGCUUGGCUCGAAAUUCUCUACUUGCUGCGCAAGUUCUUCAUCUCAUACCCACAACAAAAGCCAGAGAGAGGAAUUUCUUACAUGGUCGUAUUGCAGCGACAUCUCUUCUGGGAUUAGUAGAAUUGGAACGGACUUUGCCACAGCGGGAAUUGCGGAUCUUUGUGGGUACUUGGAAUAUGAAUGGCCAGGCUCCACCACCACAGCUGAAUGACUUUAUGCUGCCAGAUGACCUAGAACACGUGCCAGACGUAAUUGCUAUUGGAACUCAGGAGAGCUUCUCAGAACGAUUCGAGUGGGAAGUGAGCAUCCAGGAGACAGUGGGCCCGUCACACCUGCUUCUGCAUUCAUCCAGUCUUGGCACAAUACAUCUAGCCAUCUUCAUUCGCAGGGACCUUCUCUGGUUCUGUUCGGUGGCUGAAGAUUCAAGCUUCAGUGUGCGACCUGGAACUGCUUUCAAGACAAAAGGUGCAGUAGCUAUUGGAUUCAUGCUGUUUGGCACAUCCUACCUGUUCAUCACUGCACAUCUUACUGCGCAUCUUGGUAAGGUGAAGGAAAGGAUUCAGGAUGUCAGGAGGAUUGUUCGUUCUCUUGACCUACCCAAACAACUGCCUGUCCGUCACAAGAGCAAGGAUGUGACACAGAACUUUGACUGCAUAUUUUGGUGCGGUGAUCUUAAUUUCCGGCUGUCACAGCCUAGAGAUGAGGUUGUUCAGUGGGUAGCAGAGCAGAGGUUUCCUGUGCCCCAGCCUCUCACUCUUCAGAGUGACCAACUAUGUAACAGUCGCAGUGAAGGUUCGAUAUUCCAGGACUUUGAGGAAGGGCCGAUCACAUUUUCACCUACUUACAAAUAUGAUCCUGGAACCCAGCAGUUUGACACCUCGCAUAAGCAACGUGCACCUGCCUAUACUGACCGCAUACUGUUCAAAUCAAAGGGUUCAUCCCACCGGCGUGAUUCAUCCAGCAGUUCCAGUGCGGCACUUCUGGAAUGCCUAAUGUAUGCCUCUGUACCCUCAAUAUGCACAUCUGACCACAAGCCUGUCUGGGGCCUGUAUCGUAGUACUGUGCGUCCUGGAAUAGACACAAUUCCGCUCGCAGCUGGACUCUUCAACCGUGAAGUGUAUCUUGAAGCCAUCAAACGUCGAGCAGCUGCAAUGGACAAACGGAAAGGAACGUCAACUAUCUGUUCUGUCCAGUGAGGAUAACCCCUUACAUCAGUACUGUGCAAUCAAAUUCAUUGAAAUAAAGGGUAGGUUUAGGAGUUAAAGAAUCUCUAAGCAGUUGUGAAACUAAGACAUAGGUAUUACUCAUAGUUUGUUUUGCGUUUGUAUUUUUUUAGUACAGCCACUUGUUGUACAUGGAUUUUAUGCAUUUCUGGAAUUAUGUGGUUGUCUUAUGAACAUAAAAUUUUAAUUUACAUGACCAUUUUUUGGAAGUAUGCAGUUUGAACUGUCUGGAAGGCAGGCAGACUUUCUUGCAUGAACACUGUAUGGAAGAAACGUUUCCUUUAUUUAGUGCAUGAUUUAAAGGGGUUCACUGUGGAUGAGGAUGUGUCUAAAACCCAGAAAAAAUUGGGAAAUUGCAAAGAAAAUUGCCUUUGAUGGGGCUGAUUUAGUUAAUGUGUUGGAUUUAUCAAACUUGCACAAAGAAAAACUUCCUACUGAGGAUUUAAUUCAGCUAGAGAAGGGGCAUUAGGAGAAGGCGGAGGAAGCAGCAAAGUUUGAGGCUAUGCAUAUGCUUACGAGUAAAACAUUGGCAGUAGCAUUUUGCGUGGUUGAGCAAGGUCUUGCUGUCUUAGAUGAAAAUAUCCUGAUAGUGAGCAAAGUUCAAAAGUGUCAAAUGUUUUGCAGUAUUACACUGAAACAAAGAAAAUGAAAGCCUUUGGAACAUCAUUGCUUUCCAUGUUUAAGAAAAAGGAAAGCAUUAAACUACCUGAAUGUCAAACUUGUACCUCAGGCACUUUGAAAACUAAUCAGCUGCCCAUAAAUGAAGUGGCAUCUUAACAUCUUUAUUUCUCCAUUGGUGUCACCUACUGGGUCAUCUGACAGAGAUGACCCCCAUCCCCAAUAACCCCCACCUUUCCAAUACCACCUCCACCAGCAAGCCAUUUCCGGCAGCAUUCACCUUAGUGUUGAAAACAUUUUUCAUGAAUUCUUUUUAUUAUAAUUGCCUCCAUGUCACAUUACUAUUUGAGGUAUUCUUUUUAAUGUCUUAUUAUCAGUAACAAAUAAGCAAAAAACCAUAACCACAGUUUCAAAUAAAAUUUAGUGAAGGAAAACAUGUUCAAAUGAGCACUGAGUCAGCACGUCUCCUAAGCCCUACCACUUAUUUAUUUCUUUUUGGAAAAUUGGGUUUGAUUUACUCAUUUUUUAUUUACACACCUAUUUUCAAGAAUGUAGCUGCCAUGUAUAUUUUAAGGAAAUUUUCCUGAUAUUGGGUUUUAUAGUGGGAAAGAUGAAACAGUCAUUAUUUAAAGGUACAACAUUAAACAAAGAACUCAUUGCCUAGUAAGGAAAUUUUCUUUUACAAAAUAGUGUAUGCAUGCAUAGAAAUGGCACUAAUUGGUGUCUGAUAAAUUUGUGAUAUUUUAUGCUGGUUUAGGGAUACCAUUCAGGGUUAUUCAAAUGAGUAAUGAGGCUAUAAUGGAAGAAUGAUGAUCAAAUAUAUUGAUACUCAUUUCACACUGAAGAAUUGUUUCUCCAGUUUAUAUUCAUUUAAACUAAAAUGCCAAAGAUACAGUAUAUAGAUGCAUAUUGUAAUAAAUAAAGGUUUCUCAAUGCCACACUGUUGCUUUUUAGAGUGUAUGGUCUGUGUUCUGUCUUCUCUAUAAAUGGGCAAAGUGUAAUCAAAAUUAUUGAAGUCAUUUUAAAGAGAAUCACUACUUUGUGUUUCAUCUUUUGUAUGAAGUAUUAUUAGUUUAUAUCAUAUCUUAUUUUAUAAUUCAGAUGCUGUAAAUAUUUCUGAAUGUCAAAUGUGAGGGAAAUCUUCAGACCUUCCAGUUCGUAUGGGAAUGAUGAGGCAUGUAGAUGGUAACUGACUUCUGGGUGCAUGGUCCUCCUUAAACCACUGUGGGGGUCUGACUGUGGAUUAACUGUUUAAAUCUGUACUGUGGCUCUUUCUACUCACUUCUGUCUUGGAAAUUAAAGGAUAGAAACUGAAAGAAAGUGCAUGUUACUAGUAAACAAAUGCUACUGGCUAGCCAAAUGUCAGAAAAAAUGCCUCUCUGCUAUCUGUGAAUGACAAGUGAAAAAAUGCCAGGAAUAGUUGAAGAUUUACAGGCAAGGUAUGUUAUUGCCAAGUAUGGACUCCAUUACCUGUCAUGAAUCUUGCUCGACAAUCCCACACAGUGGGUUAAAUUAGACAGACCGUAUGAAUGAAUGUACAAGGGGUGGGCCUUCUUGGCCCUUGCACCGUGACCACAGUGAUCUAUUGUGCUUAGACAGACAGUAAGAAUCUUUUCAGUUCAGUUUGACUUCUUUGAAUUAGGGUGCUCAUUAUAUUUGGGAAAAUAUGAUGAAACAUGGUCAUGGUUCUUACAGUUGGACAUGAAACUGAACGUCCCUUGCUUACUCUACAACAUUUGAAAAACUGAACAAACUUAUGACACAGUUAGUUUAAUAAUUAAAAAUGCAGUGCUGUGAGAUGACAUGAAACUAAUAAUUAUUAAAAAUUCAUUGUUAAUUCAUAAUUAUUUAUUGAAUGAUUCAUAGAUUCCUAUAUGGGGAGUAAGUUUCAGUCCCAAGAAUUUAUCACACACAUUCGGAGUAUUGGUAGCCCUGACAAUGUAAAUUGUUUUCUUUUCCUUAAUAUGUCUGCAUUGCAAGUGCUUGUCUUGUUGAAGUACCCAAACCCAUUCUAUUUCUGCUUUGUUGGCUAGAUGGUUUCAUAUUUAAAUUUUGGAAUUUCAUCAAAGUAUAUUACCAGCCAUCAGGUGCAGGAUAUAAUCUAGUCAUAUUAUUAUACAUAUUUUUUUAUGGAUCUGUAGGAGUGGUAUCAUUGUUUCUAACAGUGGUGGUGUUUUGUUUCUGCAUGCAUAUACUUGUAUUUAUUGUAAUUUUAAAUGUCUUUGUAGUAGCUGACAAUGUUUCUGAACCAUGACAAAAUAAAGUGUUAGCAGCAGUUGUAUUCAUUAAUAUUAAUACAGUAGCUUAACUCACCACCAAACUGUAGUGAUAUAUAAGGGAGCAGAAGUAAAGUUGUACACAUUCUUGACCUUGGCAGUAGAUGGAAUUAAAUGGGCAGCUACGCUCUGCUGCCCCUCCACCUUGAGCAGAUAACCACUGGUUUUCACUCAACAGGAGACUCAACCAGAGGUAUUGUAAACAUAGUAGAGAAGGAAGAAGUUCCUGGCUGUGACAGGAAUUGAACCCCAAUCAUUCAACUAAAGACAUUUUGCAGAGUUAUUCUAGCUCAUAUUGUUCCUUAGUAGUGGCAGAAAAGACACCUUAGGCAAUUGAAACUUUAUAUCCAGUUGUAAGAUUUGAGGCUUUCACGGCGGUGACUAUGAAAAAAGCAGUUUUCUGGGAUU